AUGCCACUGCCAUCACGCGCCAUGAUUGCUGCGGCGUCUGUCGGAGCUACGAUCCUGCCGAACGUGUGCAUCGGGUUUGGCGCCUGGCACAUCGGCGAUGCGCUCGCCGAGAAGGUCACUGGAAAGGACGCCGUACUGAUGCGUCCGCUCGGCGGGUUUAUUUCUGGGAUCACGACGUUUGGCGUGUUUCAAAUCGCUGGCGGCGCAGCUCUGCGUCACAUGACGCCUCUCACGCCGGCGGGACAAGCGGUUCUCUCGACGCUCCGGCCCGAAAUUUCCCGAACCAUCUUUGCCGGAGCCCUCAUUGCCGGCGUGCUUGCAGACUGCUAG
Messenger RNA from Saprolegnia parasitica CBS 223.65, 330 nucleotides. RefSeq lists its product as hypothetical. The record is from RefSeq and is a predicted model, not a curated record. Bases 1 to 330 code for a protein of 109 amino acids. NCBI's taxonomy places the organism in Eukaryota, Oomycota, Saprolegniomycetes, Saprolegniales, Saprolegniaceae. The transcript has 2 exons.